Molecule: messenger RNA, 933 nt
Organism: Odocoileus virginianus texanus
Lineage: Eukaryota; Metazoa; Chordata; Mammalia; Artiodactyla; Cervidae
Product: olfactory receptor 2A14-like
Biological process (GO): G protein-coupled receptor signaling pathway; detection of chemical stimulus involved in sensory perception of smell
Cellular component (GO): plasma membrane
Molecular function (GO): G protein-coupled receptor activity; olfactory receptor activity
Source: RefSeq, a predicted model, not a curated record
AUGGGAGGCAACCAGACAUGGAUCACAGAAGUCACCCUCCUGGGAUUCCAGGUCGAUUCAGCACUGGAGUUUUUCCUCUUUGGUCUUUUCUCUCUCUUCUACACCCUUACGCUUCUGGGGAAUGGAGUCAUCCUGGGGCUUAUCUGCUUAGACUCAAGACUUCACACCCCCAUGUACUUCUUCCUCUCACAGCUGGCCAUCAUCGACAUAUCCUAUGCCUCCAACAGUGUUCCCAAGAUGCUGGCAAAUCUUGUGAGUCAGAAAAGAACCAUGUCCUUUGUUCCCUGCAUUAUGCAGACAUUUCUAUAUCUGGCUUUUGCUCACACAGAGUGCCUGAUUUUGGUGGUGAUGUCCUAUGACCGGUACGUGGCCAUCUGCCACCCCCUGCAUUACACUUUCAUCAUGAGCUGGAGAGUGUGCUCUGUCUCGGCCAUCGCAUCCUGGGUCUUAAGCUUCCUCUUGGCUCUGAUCCACUUAGUCCUCUUUCUGAGACUGCCCUUCUGUGGGCCUCACGAAAUCAACCACUUCUUCUGUGAAAUCCUGUCUGUCCUCAAGCUGGCCUGUGCUGACACCAGGCUCAACCAAGCGGUCAUCUUUGCUGCUUCCGUGUUGGUCUUGGUCGGGCCCCUCGGCCUGGUGCUGCUCUCCUACACACGCAUCCUGGCCGCCAUCCUGAGGACCCGGUCAGGUGAGGGCCGCGGAAAGGCCUUCUCCACCUGCUUCUCCCACCUCUGCGUGGUCGGGCUCUUCUUUGGCAGUGCCAUCGUCAUGUACAUGGCCCCCAAGUCCCGCCACCCUGAGGAGCAGCAGAAGAUCCUUUCCCUGUUUUACAGUCUUUUCAACCCCAUGCUGAACCCGCUGAUCUACAGCCUGAGGAACAAAGAGGUCAAGGGUGCCCUGAGGAGAGUGCUGUGGAAGGACAGGCUAAUGUGA